GCAGUAUCCCCGGGCACUACCGGGUCUUUGGCACGCAAAGGCUCCCCUAGGAAGCCCAAGCAAUCCGGUCACGCUCUAUGGGUGGGGAAUCUACCUUCCGGGGCGAGCAUCACUGAUCUCAAGGAAUUCUUUGCGCGGGAGACGAAGGAACAUGUGGAGAGUGUCUUCCUCAUAUCAAAGAGCAACUGCGCCUUUGUCAAUUACAGAACGGAGGCAGCCUGUAUGGCGGCCUUAUCGAGGAUCCAUGACUCCAAAUUCCAGGGCGCUCGCCUUGUCUGUCGACCGCGCCGGGGCGAUGGCUCCCCGACCGCUCGUUCCAGUGCCACAAACGGCUUGGUCCGCUCACCCUCUACGAAAGAUCAAGCUGUGGACGACAUCGGUCGGGUGAGGGCCGGGGGUGAUGGCUCCGAGUCUGAGCGAGUGGCUCACAGGUACUUCAUCGUGAAGAGCCUGACGGUGGACGACCUCGAAGCUAGCCGUCACAGUGGCAUCUGGGCGACGCAGGUACAGAAUGAAGGUGUUCUGAACCAAGCUUUUCAGACCGCAGACAACGUCUAUCUGAUUUUCUCGGCCAACAAGUCAGGCGAAUACUACGGAUACGCGCGGAUGAUGUCGCCGAUCCAGGAGAACGGCGAUCCGACCCUCCAGGUGCCGUUCCGACCGCGACAGAGUGUACCGGGGUCAGAGGUGCUGAACCAGACCGCCACACCGGCAACGACCUUCGCCCCAUCCGGGCGGAUCAUCCGAGACCUAGGCCGGGGAACGGUCUUUUGGGAAGCUGACUCGUCCGAGGGCGAGCCGGAGGAAGAAGAAGAGCGAAAGGAAGCAGGGGUCGACGACGCUGCCGACGACGAAUCGCCAGGGCCGGAGGGCGUCGAGGUCCAGUCCAUUGGGAGACCGUUCCGGAUUCAGUGGCUCUCCGCCGAACGAGUGCCUUUCCAUCGCACGCGGGGGUUGCGGAACCCUUGGAAUGGGAAUCGGGAUGUGAAGGUCGCUCGAGAUGGGACUGAGAUUGAGUCGACUGUUGGGGAGAGACUUCUUGGACUGUUUCACUCUGUUUUGCCUAAUUGA
This is a messenger RNA of Aspergillus campestris IBT 28561, 1071 nucleotides long. Its product is annotated as putative YT521-B-like splicing factor. Lineage: Eukaryota; Fungi; Ascomycota; Eurotiomycetes; Eurotiales; Aspergillaceae. The record is from RefSeq and is a predicted model, not a curated record. Gene Ontology annotation, cellular component: nucleoplasm. Gene Ontology annotation, molecular function: mRNA binding; N6-methyladenosine-containing RNA reader activity. Gene Ontology annotation, biological process: regulation of alternative mRNA splicing, via spliceosome; mRNA splicing, via spliceosome. The annotation marks the transcript as partial. The transcript has 2 exons.